AAAAGCGCGUUCGAAAUCAAAUACGAAUUUCGACAAUUGAAUAUAAUUAUUUCGAAUUUAAUAUAAACGUGUAAUAACGAAUUUUUGUAAAAGUGGCCAGUGUUAAAACGAUGGAUCGAUGAAAGAUUUUAUGUGUUCUUUUUGACAAGUCUGUGCCUUGUUAUAAAAACUUUUUGGGUCUCCAAAAGGCUGUGUUUUGUUUUGUUUCUUUCAAUAUGGGUGCCAUGAAUAUAUUAUACCUCAUACUGGUGCCGUGUGCGUGGUGUGUGGUACUGGCGUACCACGGCGAUGAUCUCCCGCCAGGACCGUAUUGUGGACUCACUGGGCAGUGCUGCAGUAACCGACAGGACUCCUGUUCUCACAAAAUACUUGAUUUUUCAGAUGUAGAGGUGAAAUCUAUAGAAGAAAAAAAUGCCGGAUAUUGCGUCUGCGAUGUUUCCCCUCUUACUGGAAACAUGGACUGGAUCUGCAGCAGCGACCCUUGCAUCAUCGAUGAAAGGAUCCUGGACGAAGUCAACCGAGGUUUUACCACUUGGAAAGCUGCUAACUAUUCGGAGUUUUACAACAAAAAGCUGAAAGACGGCAUCAUUUAUAAACUUGGUACCCUACCGCUAAGCGCCGAGACCCUACGAAUGUACCCCAUUCGUUACAAUAAAGAUAUCGAGUACCCUCGCCACUUCGACUCGAGGACUCGUUGGCCUGGAUUAAUAUCACCCAUAGUUGAUCAAGCCUGGUGCGGCUCUGAUUGGGCUGUAUCCAUUGCUGGUGUAGCAUCUGACCGCUUCGCCAUCCAAUCCAACGGUAUAGAAAACAUGGUGCUAAGUCCCCAGACCCUGGUUUCGUGCAACACUCGAGGUCAGCAAAGCUGUGAUGGUGGACACAUUGAUAUUGCUUGGAACUUCGCUAGAACUCACGGAUUAGUAGACGAAGCCUGCUUCCCCUACAAAGCCGCCAAGACACCAUGUCCCUUCAAGCGCCGCGGUGAUCUCAUUCAAGAUGGCUGCCGUCCGGUAGUGGCGAAACGAUUUUCGCGGUACAAAGUUGGAACUCCUGGUCUUCUACAGAAUGAGAGGGAUAUCAUGUAUGACAUUAUAGAGUCAGGACCUGUUCAAGCUAUAAUGACAGUUCGUCAGGACUUCUUCCACUACCGUCAAGGCGUCUAUCGCCACACGAACAUUGGUGACACCACGCUCCAGGGGCUUCACAGUGUCAGAAUCAUUGGCUGGGGUGAUGACAAUGGACUUCCUUACUGGAUCGUGGCCAAUAGCUGGGGACCUCAAUGGGGCGAGAACGGUUUCUUCCGCAUCGCUCGAGGAACUAACGAGUCCGGGAUUGAGUCUUUUGUCGUCACCGUGCUUGCUGAAGUCACCGAAGCAUAAUGACUCUAU
Messenger RNA from Hyposmocoma kahamanoa, 1388 nucleotides. RefSeq lists its product as uncharacterized. The record is from RefSeq and is a predicted model, not a curated record. Lineage: Eukaryota; Metazoa; Arthropoda; Insecta; Lepidoptera; Cosmopterigidae. Gene Ontology annotation, cellular component: lysosome. Gene Ontology annotation, molecular function: cysteine-type peptidase activity. The transcript has 9 exons. Bases 216 to 1379 code for a protein of 387 amino acids. Gene Ontology annotation, biological process: proteolysis.